AAGGUGGCGGAGGAGAAGAAGAAAUCCCGACCGAGGGUUCGCGAAAAUUCCGAGAUGGUCGUCGUCCGCGGCGUCAAGUACCUGAAGCUCGAGUGCGUCGGCCAGGGCGGCACGUGCAAGGUGUACAAGGUGCUCUGCCCCAAGCGCAAGACGUACGCGCUCAAGCGCAUCCGUCUGCAGGGCCGCGAGAAGGAGACCAUCGCGGGGUUCAUGGAUGAGAUUCGAUUGCUCCAAUCGCUGCGCGGGAAGGAUAACAUCAUCCAGCUCGUCGACGCCGAGGUUUGCAAGACGGAGGGUCUCAUCUACGUCGUCCUCGAGUACGGCGAGAUCGACCUCGCGCGUUUGCUGUCCAAGCGCGAGAAGCAGGCGAGGGCCAAGGGUAAGGGGGGCGCGAACGGCCAGAGCAACGCCGGGAUGAUCGACGAUAACUUCCUUCGGCUCUACUUUGAGCAGAUGGUGGAAGCCGUCGGCACCAUCCACGAGCUCAAGAUCGUCCACUCGGAUCUCAAACCCGCGAACUUCCUGUUCGUCGAGGGCGCACUCAAGCUGAUCGACUUUGGAAUCGCGAAGCAGGACACCAGCAAGACGGACACCACGAACAUCGUGCGCGACCACCAGGUGGGAACCGUAAACUACAUGUCCCCGGAGGCGAUUCUCAACGGGCAGCCGAGCGCGCUGGGCGGGCCGCUUAAAGUCGGCCGGGCCUCCGACAUCUGGUCGCUGGGGUGCAUCCUCUACCAGAUGGUCUACGGCCAGACGCCGUUCGCGAGGAUCACCGGAAUGAUUCCCAAGCUGCACGCCAUCACCGAUCCGAAGCACGAGAUUCCGAUGCCGCCGGUGGCUAACCCGCACCUCACGGCGCUCAUCAGCGCGUGCCUGGAGCGACAUCCGCACCGACGCAUCACCAUCGCGGAAAUUCUCAAGCACCCGUUCCUGCGCCCG
Molecule: messenger RNA, 942 nt
Organism: Micromonas commoda
Lineage: Eukaryota; Viridiplantae; Chlorophyta; Mamiellophyceae; Mamiellales; Mamiellaceae
Exons: 1
Biological process (GO): meiotic spindle assembly checkpoint signaling; protein localization to kinetochore; peptidyl-serine phosphorylation
Cellular component (GO): spindle; kinetochore; nucleus
Molecular function (GO): ATP binding; protein serine/threonine kinase activity; protein serine/threonine/tyrosine kinase activity
Source: RefSeq, a predicted model, not a curated record